Dujonia railenensis is the source of this 324-nucleotide messenger RNA. The record is from the annotation of a GenBank genome assembly. Lineage: Eukaryota; Fungi; Ascomycota; Pichiomycetes; Serinales; Debaryomycetaceae.
AUGUCUACCGAGUGGAACGUUAUAGUCUAUGAUAAGCCUGGAGCCGACAGAUCUAAGCACAGACCUAGCCAUUUGGCUGCAAUCCCAGAAACUGUUACUAGUGGGAUUGUCAAAUCUGUGGGAGCAAUUUACCAUGAUGUAGAAAAGACAAAAUUCGCAGGGUCAGCUUACCACUUAAUGGCAGAUAGCCGUGAAGAUAUCAUUGAAUUUUUGAAGAAGGACAUUUUCGCUAAGGAGGGUAUUUGGGACUUAGAUACAGUUCUUGCUUAUCCUAUUGGUAUUGCUUGUAGGGUUGCUAAGCCAAUGCCGGGUGUCAACUUAUAG